Messenger RNA from Melanotaenia boesemani (Boeseman's rainbowfish), 1179 nucleotides. RefSeq names its product barH-like 1 homeobox protein. Bases 1 to 1062 code for a protein of 353 amino acids. Gene Ontology annotation, biological process: cell differentiation; regulation of transcription by RNA polymerase II. The record is from RefSeq and is a predicted model, not a curated record. Gene Ontology annotation, molecular function: DNA-binding transcription factor activity, RNA polymerase II-specific; RNA polymerase II cis-regulatory region sequence-specific DNA binding. The transcript is spliced from 7 exons. Gene Ontology annotation, cellular component: nucleus. Lineage: Eukaryota; Metazoa; Chordata; Actinopteri; Atheriniformes; Melanotaeniidae.
AUGAAAACGCUCCAUGUAGACGCAGCUGGAACCAAGAGUGAGGUUGUGGAUCGCCAGAGAACUUCAGGGCUGCAGAGACUUCAUGCUUUUAAAAAGAAGCUGAAGAGGGACAGAGAGGACUCUUUUGAGUACCUGGGUGUUCACCUAGACCAUAAACUGGACUGGACUCACACCACGGACCACUGUACCAGAAGGGUAGACCAUGGUGCUCCCAGCUUCCCCCUGAGGGGCUGGGUGGAUUCUCACAGCACCACAGCCCCUGUCCAGGGAUCAGAGAUCCAGUCCUCAGAACCCGGGCCUGCACACCUGGCUGAAACUCAUCUGGCUGACAUGGAGCUUUCUGCCUCCGGAGGCUCCGGGUUCCUCAUCGACUCCUUGCUCUCACUCAGGCCGCCCAGAGCGCUCCUCUGCUGGGGAAACUCUCCGGAGAUCAGCCCUGGCAGCAGCAGCAGCUGCUCGGCGCCUCCUUGCCCGCGGAGAGUACCUGUUCCUCGGCUUGAGUGUCUGCUGCCACCCGGUCCGAUGCAGCCGCGCGCCGUCUCCUCCUCCUUCCUGAUCCGGGAUAUUCUGGCGGACUGCUGGCCCGGUUGUGACCCGAGACAGCCCGAACUACGAGCCGAACCUUUCCGACCCGGACCGGAUGAAAAGCGUCAGGACAAGAGGAGCGAUAGCAGAGGUAAACCAGCGGCCGGCCGCCUCAAGAAGCCUCGUAAGGCUCGUACGGCAUUCAGCGACCAGCAGCUGGUGCGACUGGAGAGAAGCUUCCAGGAGCAAAAGUAUCUGAGUGUCCAGGACCGCAGGGAGCUGGCAGCCUCCCUACAGCUCAGCGACACCCAGGUCAAGACCUGGUACCAGAACCGCAGGACGAAGUGGAAGCAUCAGUCUGCUGCAGGUUUGGAGCUCCUGGCUGCAGCCGGCAGGAUAUUCCUACCCACACACUUCCUGUGUCCUCCUUCCCCGCCCACAGUGGACCCCUACCUGUACAGAGGCCAUGCCCUCCAUAACCCCCCAGCAGCCCUGCCUCUACUGACACGUGUUCUCACCCGCAUGGACCCCCACUGACAUGGCUGCACUGGGAGUACUGGGAGUAAAGCACCAGUUUGGACGUUUCUUGAACUUUUUUGGGACUGUUUUAAAAAAGAAAUCCUGGAACUGAGGUGAGUUUGAUUCCAGGCUCAC